AGGUGAACUUUCUGGCCUCUACUCUCUUCAAGGAGCAGCAGUAAAUGAACAUGGCUCAGGGAUCCGUGUCAUUCGAGGACGUGAACGUGGAGCUCACCCGGGACGAGUGGCAGCAGAUGGGCCCCGGGGAGAGGAGCCUGUACAGGGAUGUGACGCUGGAGAACUAUGGCCACCUCGUCGCAUUGGGGUGUUGCAUUACCAAACCUAAGGUUAUCCUCAUGUUGGAGCAAGGAGAAGAACCAUGGUCCCUAGAAGUCAAAUUCCUAAACCGGAAGUACCCAGGAUAUUAUAAAAUUGAUGACAACAUACAAGAGAUCCAGGAAAAACAAAAGAAACCUCUGUGUCAAGUAAUAUUCAUUGAUGACAAUGACAAAACAUUGAAUAAAGAAGAACAGAAAGUUUUAGAAAGACCAUUAAAUCUGGGCAUAGCUCCAGAGUUUUCAGGAAAAAUACCCCAUCAAUGUGACUUGUGUAGAAGGAAUUUGCCAGUUGCUUCUGAGUUAAUUAUAAGUGAAAGAAACUAUUCAAGAAAGAAGGUUGAUUACAUGAAUGUGUCUGAGAAAUUGCAGCUUGAUUUCAAGCAUGAGAAAACUCAUCCUGGAGAGAAAUCUUAUGAAUAUAAUAAAAAUGUGAAAGCUCACAGUUAUAAGAAAGAUCAGUAUCAGAAAUUUCAAACUUUGGGGCAGUCUUUUGAAUAUAAUGAAUUUGGAAAUGUUUUAUCUGACAAGACUGUCUAUAUUAGGGCAGAGACUUUUGUAACAAAAGAGAAGUCCUCUAAGGAUGAUGAAUUUAGGAUAAACUGUGAUAAAACCUUUUUAUUUCACUACAUGACAACUGACACAAGGGAAAAAUGUUCUGGUCUUGAUGACUGUAGGAAAUCCUGUAACAGAGCCACCAUUGUGGAGUACAAUAAAGUUCACAUGGCUAUGACACGCCAUAAAUUUAAUGAAAGUGGGAUUAAUUUCAGUGACAAGUCAUCCUUCUUUCAGUCUCACAGAACUGUUAUAGAACAGAGUGCAUUUGAAAGCAGUAAAUAUAAAGACAAGUUUAGCCAGAGCUCAGCUCAUGUAGUACGUCAGAAAACACAAACUGGAAGAGAUAAAGUCUGUGAAUAUAAUGGAUGCACAAAUACCUUCUACCAGAAAUUAGACCUUACAAUACAUCAGAGAACUCAUAAAGAAGAGAAAUUCUGCUGUUCUGGCGAAUAUGGGAGAUGCAGAAAAUACUUUCACCAGAAAGCACACCUUAUUUGGUAUCCGAGGACCCACUCAGGGGAGAAACUUCAAUAUGAAGAACGUGGGAAAUCCUUUUAUACAAGUUCACACUGUAUUCAGCAUUCUGGAGCUUAUGUGGGAUUCAAACUUUAUGAAUGUAAUGAAUGUGGGAAAACUUUCUGUCAGAAGUCAAACCUUAGUGAACAUGUGAGAAUUCACACAAAGGAGAAAACUUAUGGUAACAAUGACUGUGGGAAAUCUUACAGGUCACCCCUUGUAGGACAUCAGAGAACAGAAACAAAGACGAAUCUCUGUGAAGGCAGUGAAUGUGGGACAACAUUCUUCAAUAUGGCAUGUCUCAAAGAACAUUGGAGAAUUCCCACUGAGGAGAAACCUUAUGAAUGUAUUGAAUGUGGGAAAACUUUCUUCACGUCCUCACAUCUCAGAGCACAUCAGAGAAUUCACACAGGUGACAAACCCUGUGAAUGUAUUGAAUGUGAGAAAACUUUCUCUGACAAGACACACCACAAUGCACAUCAGAGAAUCCACACAGGAGAGAAACCCUAUGAAUGUAUUGAAUGUGGAAAAUCUUUUACCUGUAAUUCAGCCCUAAAAGCACAUCAGAGAAUUCGCACAGGGGGAAAACCCUAUGAGUGUAGUGAAUGUGGGAAAACUUUGGCUGCUAAUUCAGCCCUCAGGGCCCAUCACCGAAUCCACACAAGGGAGAAACCCUACAAAUGCGAUGAAUGUGGGAAAACUUUCUCUGAGAAGUCAAAUGUUAGUGCACAUCAGAGAGUUCACACAGGGGAGAAACCCUAUGAAUGUAAUGAAUGUGGGAAAUCUUUCUCCAAGAAGUCACACCUUAGGGCACACCAGAGGACUCACACAGGGGAGAAACCCUAUGAAUGUAAUGAAUGUGGGAAAACUUUCUCUGAGAAGUCAUAUGUUAGUACACAUCAGAGAAUUCACACAGGGGAGAAACCCUAUGAAUGUGAUAUAUGUGGGAAACCAUUUGCCCAUAACUCAACCCUUAGAGUGCAUCAGAGAAUUCACACAGGUGUGAAAUCCUAUGGCUGUAAUGAAUGUGGGAAAACUUUCUCCCAGAAGUCACACCUUAAUGCACACCAGAGGACUCACACAGGGGAGAAACCCUAUGAAUGUAAUGAAUGUGGGAAAACUUUCUCUGGGAAGUCAUAUGUUAUGGCACAUCAGAGAGUGCACACAGGAGAGAAACCCUAUGAAUGUAAUAUAUGUGGAAAACCAUUUGCCCUUAACUCAUCCCUCAGAGUGCAUCAGAGAAUUCACACAGGGCAGAAACCCUAUCAAUGUAAUGAAUGUGGGAAAACUUUCUCACAGAAGUCACACCUUAAUACACACCUGAGGACUCACACUGGGGAGAAACCCUAUGAAUGUAAUGAAUGUGGGAAAACUUUCUCUGAGAAGUCAUAUCUUAGUGCACAUCAGAGAACUCACACGGGGCAAAAACCCUAUGAAUGUAAUGAAUGUGGGAAAACUUUCUCCCAGAAGUCACACCUUAAUGUACACCAGAGGACUCACACAGGGGAGAAACCCUAUGAAUGUAAUGAAUGUGGGAAAACUUUCUCUGGAAAGUCAUAUGUUAGUGCACAUCAGAGAGUUCACACAGGGCAGAAACCUUAUGAAUGUAAUAUAUGUGGGAAACCAUUUGCCCUUAACUCAUCCCUUAGAGUGCAUCAGAGAAUUCACACAGAUGUGAAAUCCUAUGGAUGUAAUGAAUGUGGGAAAACUUUCUCCCAGAAGUCACAGCUUAGUGCACACCAGAGGACUCACACAGGGGAGAAACCCUAUGAGUGUAAUGAAUGUGGGAAAGGUUUUGCCCACCUGUCAACUCUCAGAGUACACCAGAGAGUUCACACAGGGGAGCAACCCUAUGAAUGUGGUGAAUGUGGGAAAAUUUUUGUUCGUAAGGCAGCUCUUAGAGUACAUCACAUCAGAGUGCAUACCAGAGAGAAAACCCUUACACAUCAUGAAUUUGAGAAGUCCUGAAUUACCUCAUACCUUCUUUUAUAUCACACAGCAGAGAAACUCUUGUCAUGUAGACUGGAAAAUUGUUUUUCUUAACAUUUUCCUUUUCUACUAGGCUUAUAGCUUCUUGAAAAUCCCAAUCUCAUUCAUCCAGAUGGGCUGACCAAAGAAUAUGAUGCUAAUGAUAUAUAUUACAUUUAGUCCUGGCCCUUAAAUAUCUUAUAGUCUUCCUGGUCCAUGGUAUGAUGGGAUUGAGAUGAUUUCCACAGCAAUUUGGUUUUUGUGUGUUGAAUGUGGUGGAGCACAAGGUCAAAAAAAGCUAGAGUCUGAAUAUCUGGAAUAUAAUUCUCUGCUUCCAGAUCUUCAUCAGUUGUUUGUCUUUCAAGGAAGAAUUAAGUUUUUGUCCACUGAGCUCUCAGAUUUGACCUAUUAAAUGCGUUGUUUUGCUGUCUCUCUAUUAGACUGGGAUGAGAUCCUAUUAAUAUAAUUCAUUUCAGAAGAACUAUAAGUAUUCAGUUUUAUUGUAUAUCAGAGACUUCAUGUGAAGAAAAAAUUGUCAACAUCCUGAAUGAUGAGAAGCCUUCAUUAAAGUCAGACAUUUCAGGAAAAACACAAAAGCCUUCACAACAAAAUUGCAUUAAACAUCAAAUAAUUGGGAUAAAAUUUUAUAUUUUGAAUAAAUAAUUUUAACUAAUAUGCAAUGUUUGUUUUUAGAAAUUUCUUUCCUGAGGAAGUGUGUCAGUUUCAGAAUUGAAGAAAAUAAAAUCCUCACCUACAAAAACUACUGUUUGUAUGUAAUAUCAAAAAUUUUAUAAAUAUUUAAAAAUACCUGUAGUCAAACUCACUGUAGAAUUUGAAGUUUUUUAAAUAGAAGAAUAGCUUAAAUUCUGUGGAUAACACCAAUAAAUAUUUAUGAAAA
This is a messenger RNA of Carlito syrichta (Philippine tarsier), 4137 nucleotides long. Its product is annotated as zinc finger protein 658-like. Gene Ontology annotation, biological process: regulation of DNA-templated transcription. Lineage: Eukaryota; Metazoa; Chordata; Mammalia; Primates; Tarsiidae. The transcript has 8 exons. The record is from RefSeq and is a predicted model, not a curated record. Gene Ontology annotation, molecular function: DNA-binding transcription factor activity, RNA polymerase II-specific; RNA polymerase II cis-regulatory region sequence-specific DNA binding. Bases 45 to 3239 code for a protein of 1064 amino acids.